Salvia miltiorrhiza (redroot sage) is the source of this 4518-nucleotide messenger RNA. RefSeq names its product receptor kinase-like protein Xa21. The transcript is spliced from 4 exons. Gene Ontology annotation, biological process: protein phosphorylation. Bases 391 to 3897 code for a protein of 1168 amino acids. The record is from RefSeq and is a predicted model, not a curated record. Lineage: Eukaryota; Viridiplantae; Streptophyta; Magnoliopsida; Lamiales; Lamiaceae. Gene Ontology annotation, molecular function: receptor serine/threonine kinase binding; ATP binding; protein kinase activity.
GAAUGUAACAUGAAAUCUCACAACCGCUCUCACUUCAUGCUGUAGAAGACAAUUUUUAACAAUUGAUCAUCUCUCAACCGCUCACUUUAAAUUAUCCUUUUGCAAGUGGGACUUUUCUCCAUCCAAAGUUUGAUUCUAUAUCGAUCAAGUCUUCGUCUGCGUCUCCCUCUUUGUCUCAACUCUUCACCUUCGUCUUCGUCUUUGUCUCAACCUCAAGUCUUCGUCUUCGUCUUUGUCUUCUUCUCAGUCGGGCCGACAUUUGUAUGGACCACGAGAGAGUAGGGAUGGAAAACCCACACCCAUCAAGACUCUCAAGUCUUGUAAUAUUUCUGUAUAUAGCUUGCACUUAUUAGCGACUUAAUUAUCAUAAUACAAUCACAAUUUGCAGCCAUGGAGAUAAAGCUUUCUUGCAUUUUGCAGUAUGCAUUCCUAAUUACCAUAACCUUUCCAAUGCUUUCUUCUGAAACCAAACAACCUAAGAGCCUUGCAACUGAUCAAACUGCCCUUCUUUCACUCAAACAUAGAUCUCUUUUACUUGCAACUAAUUGGACCAACUCCACCUCCGUCUGCAGCUGGAUUGGCGUCACUUGCAGCUUGCGCCACCCAAGAGUGUCUGCGUUGAAUCUCUCCAACAUGGCUCUCUCCGCCACCAUUCCACCGCAGCUCGGACACCUCUCCUUCCUCAUCUCCCUCGACCUCACCAACAACCUUUUCCAUGGAGAUUUGCCUCAAGAGCUGUCUCUCCUUCGCCGUUUGAAGUUCAUAUCUUUCCGACUCAACAACUUCACCGGAGACAUCCCUCCGAUGUUGGGUCAGUUACCAAAAUUAGAGUACUUGAAUUUACGCAACAACAGCUUCAUAGGUUCCAUCCCAAAAUCGCUCUCAAACCUCACAAACCUACAAUUUCUUGACUUAUCAUUCAAUUCUCUAAGUAGAGAAAUUCCAAAAGAGUUGGGAAGACUUCAAAGUCUACAAACUCUGAAUGUUCAAUUCAAUCAUUUGUCGGGUGCUAUACCAUCAGCCAUAUUCAACAUCUCGACCCGUGUAGCUAUAGCUUUGACAGGCAAUGAAUUGAGUGGAAGUCUUUCAACAGACAUGUGCCGUAAUCUUCCAUUUCUUGCUGGGAUUUAUCUUUCUGACAAUCAGCUGAGUGGCGCGAUUCCCACAAAUGUAUCCCAAUGUUCAGGGCUUGAGGUGUUGGGCCUCUCUUACAACUCUUUUAGUGGGGAGAUACCUUCUGAAAUCGGCUACUUAACAUCUCUUCAGCAUUUAUCUCUUGGUGGUAACAAUUUGAAUGGAAUACUAUCACAUGUGAUUGGCCAACUUCAGAGUCUUGUUACUUUUGGUGCUGAACAGAAUGAGAUUGCGGGCUCAAUUGAUUUCAUUUUCAUGAAUAUGUCUUCUCUGCAAACCUUAAUACUAUGGCGUAACAAAUUCACGGGGAACCUUUCAAGGGAUGUCGUGAAUAUUACCAUGCUAACAGAGUUAGAGCUCCAUGAAAACCAUUUCACAGGGCUUAUUCCCACUGAAUUUGGCCAACUUUACCAUUUGGAGACAUUAUACCUACAAUUGAACAGCUUGAGUGGUUCGAUUCCACAUGAGCUCUUUAACAUUUCAACUCUUCGGAUUCUUGCAAUUAACAACAAUGCCCUGUCAGGGGUUCUUCCAACCCAUUUAUGCCAUGCCUCUCCCUUUCUCGAAGAACUUUAUCUUGCCAUAAAUUCUAUCACCGGAGCAAUACCCAACUCCAUCUCUAACUGUUCUCAACUCACAAUUCUCUCACUUGCUAUAAACAAAUUCAGUGGUUAUAUACCUACUCAUCUCGGCAACCUAAGGCAUCUCCAAAGACUUGAACUGUCCACCAACAAUCUUACCCAGGCACCAUCUUCUUCCUUCAUUACUUCAUUGACAAAUUGCAGGUCUCUAACUGAAUUGUCAAUUGAUGUUAAUCCUCUAAGCGGCGUCAUUCCAGCUUCUGUCGGGAACUUAUCUUCCUCACUCGAAAGAUUCACUGCCACCAACUGCAAAUUCAGUGGCAGCAUUCCUGUUGAAAUAGGCAAUUUAAGCAAUUUGAUGAUAUUGGAGUUGUCAGCAAAUGAGUUAUCUGGUAAUAUUCCACCAACUAUAAGCCAUUUGCAUCAACUUCAAGGAUUAGAUCUAUCUCACAACAUGUUGGGAGGCUCAAUACCACAUGCUAUAUGUGAUCUAUUCCGCCUCGACACUUUAGUUAUGAGCCACAAUCAAUUUUCAGGCCCAAUUCCUAAAUGUCUGGAAAAUGUCUCUUCUAUAAGAAUUCUUCAUCUAGGCUCCAACAUGUUGAAUUCAAGCAUACCUUCAAGCUUAUGGGGCCUAAAAGAUUUGAACUCUCUAGACUUGUCCUCAAAUUCAUUAAAUGGGUUCUUACCACAAGAGAUAAGUAACUUAGGAGCAGCAAUACAUAUAAACCUAUCGAUGAAUCAGUUGUCAAAGUCUAUUCCUAGCACUAUUGGGAAGUUGCAGAAUUUGAUUAAUCUGUCUUUGGCAAAUAAUAGACUAGAAGGUUCUAUUCCUGUGUCAAUGGGAAGCAUGAUCAAUUUGGCAAAUCUCGAUUUGUCAUACAACAACCUCUCUGGUUCAAUUCCAAAGUCUUUAGAAGAACUUCAACACCUCGACUCCUUUAAUGUCUCUUUCAAUAGUCUAAGUGGAGAAAUUCCUAAUGAAGGUUCUUUUAGAAACUUCACUACGUAUUGUUUUAAGGGUAAUGAGGCACUGUGUGGAAUCCCCAAGUUCCAUGUCCAAAUUUGCUCUUCAAUUACUAAUCACAGAUCAAAGAGAAAGAAGGUGGAACGAGCUUCAUUUAUUGUUUUCGGGGUUGUGGCUUUCAUCUCAGUUGUUUCUUUGGCCUUUAUAAUUGUCAAAAACAAAAGGAAAGAUAAGACGACUAGCAGAGAAGGUGAUGAGUUGAUAUUCAUUGUGCCGGAAAGAAUCUCUUAUUAUGAACUGCUGCAAGCAACGGAAAGAUUCGAUGAAAGCAAUUUACUUGGCACUGGGAGUUCUUGCUCUGUUUAUAAAGGAAUUCUUAACAAUGGGAAGGAUAUCGUUGUCAAGGUGUUUAAUAUGCAGCUAGAAGGUAUUUCAAGAAUAUUUGAUGUCGAAUGUGAGAUACUACGUAGCAUUCGACACAGGAAUCUGACAAACGUCAUAAGCAGUUGCUCCAAUGAAGAGUUCAAGGCAUUAGUACUUGAAUAUAUGCCAAAGGGAAACCUUGAAAAAUGGUUAUAUUCCCACAACUAUUGCUUGAAUAUGAUGGAAAGAUUGAAUAUAAUGAUUGACGUUGCAUCUGCUUUGGAGUAUCUUCACCACGGUUAUUCAAUGCCCAUUAUCCACAGCGACUUGAAGCCUAGUAAUGUGCUGUUAGAUGAAGACAUGGUUGCCCAUGUAAGCGACUUUGGGAUAGCAAAGUUGUUAUGCGGUGGACAUAGCUUUGUGUUAACCAACACGCUAGCAACAUUGGGUUACAUCGCUCCAGAGUAUGGCUUGGAAGGGCUAGUUUCAACAAGGUGUGAUGUGUAUAGCUACGGGGUGAUGUUGAUUGAAACUUUUACGAGAAAAAGGCCUAGUGAUGAUAUGUUUUGCGGAGAUAUGAGCUUAAAGAGAUGGGUAGAAAUCUCACUUUCAGAUGAAGUGAUAGAUGCCAACUUAGUCAUGAAUUUGGAGGAAGAAAUGAUUGACAAGAAUAUGAAGUGUGUAUCAUCCAUACUCGAAUUGGCUUUGAAAUGCUCUGCCGACUCUCCCGGGGAUAGAAUCAACAUGAAACAAGCACAUGCAGAGUUGCAGAAAAUCAAACAUCGAUUUACAGAAACAGCGGCGGCCGUUCGCCGGAUCCUACUCGCACUCCCAUUCUCUGCUCAAACUUGACACAAACAAUGGAACCUGCAGGAGAUUUACAGAGACGACAAUGGCGGUGCACGUGUGAAGUGUGGGUGAGAAAUGAAGAAGAUGAAAUUGAAAUUGAUAGAAUGUAAGAGAAUAACUGUCAGAUUACAGAGUAAAAUAUUUUCGAUGCUAUUUCCUUUCUCUCUCUCAAUUAUAUAGAACUCUCUUAACUAAAACAACGUUUCUUCCUUUUGAAAGUGCGACUUCCUUCUCUCCUAUAUCUCUAACGUAUGUUGUUCCUUCUUCAUAACACGGUCUCCCAAUUGCAGCAGCGGCGGUAACUUACUAGGGCUCAGCUUAGUACUCACGAUGGGGAAAUUGGGAAGGAAUGCCGCCGGCACUGAGUCGGACGACGGCGACUCACCGGAGAGGAGAGGCGGAUCGAGAGAGAGAAAUGGCGGCUGAGCGUGAUUUAGGGAGAGAUUAGAGAGAGACCGAUUUUGAGGGAGUAUUGAGCGUUGGGCUUUGAUUAUUCAUUCAUUGGGCCUCUAAAUUGGACUUUUGGUUUAACUAUGCCAAUUGGACUACCUUUUAUUUUAAUGUAUCGAACUCGAAAACUCUAAUGUGAAAUUUAAUAGGAUCCUACUCACACAAUUACACGCA